Messenger RNA from Paramecium octaurelia, 2420 nucleotides. The record is from the annotation of a GenBank genome assembly. NCBI's taxonomy places the organism in Eukaryota, Ciliophora, Oligohymenophorea, Peniculida, Parameciidae.
AUGUAAAAUUACCUCCUUGAUUAACUCUGUAAGGAACAUUAGGACCGAAUAGUGGCUGUGGCCUUAAACGAUCAAAGUGGUAUCAGCUAAGGAUUGUGUCUUAAGUGUUGGCCCCAAAACUGCAAUAAGAAGGUGGUUCUAAUUGAAGACUUGUUAGAUAUGACAAAGAACAUUAAAGAAGAAUACUAACAACUGGAUGCUGACACAAGAAAGAAUAUAAGGACUCUCUAUUAAUUGAUUUAAGAACUGGAAAAACUUAAGGCCUUUAUGAAAUAAUAAAUAAAUGAAUCUAUCAAAAAUGUCAAUGACUGGAUAAGGUACAUUUCUGAUCAAGAUCAAUGUACAAGAACUUCUCUUUCAGUUCUUAACAUCGAUCUCAACACAUCAUUAUAGAAUGCCUAAUUGUAAGUCUAAGAAUUGUAAAAAGAAAAAGAAAAAUUUCUUUAAUUUAUUUCGUAAAAAAUAUAAGAACUUAAAGAUAAUGAUCAUUUUAAUUCUUGUAGUUAAUUACUGACAGUAAUCGAUGAAGAAAAGUUAGAUCUCCCGUAAAUCUAAAACCUUCAACCUUUGAUUGAUAAAUCAAUGACAAUAUAAAAAAAUUUGUUUUGUUAAUAACAUAAUAAUCAAGAUAUUGUCAUGGUAGACUUAAACAAAAAACCUAAGAUACCUAAACGAUUGGCAUGUGUCUAUUGUAUUCAAUAUAAUCCCACAUAAUACACGGCUAUUAGGGUUGCUGAAAAGUAAUAUAGGAAAUUAGAAGCCUAAAAAAUCGAAAAUCUAAAUAAGUACUCUAAAUCGAUCGAUCAAAUGAACCAAACAUUCAAGUAUAAUAAAAUUAUUUAUAUAGAAAUGUAAUCGAGGAUGUUACUAGUUCUUUAUCUAAAAAAAAGGAGAAAAUUAAAUUAAAAGCUGAAAUCUAUCUAAAUAAUCUUAAUGUCGAUUGGGAUACUUUGAAGUAUGAUGAAGUCUCAGAUUUUGCAGAAAAAUUAAGUUAGAAUGGACACCAAGAUUUUGCAAAGUCAUAAAUUUAUUUGGAUUUUCUAAAAGUCAAUUAGGAAGUUAAUAAAAAGAUUAAUGAUGCAUUUGCUGAAAUACAAAGCAUCUAAAAUUAAGGAGAAAUUCAAUUUAAAUAAUUGAUGAACAAGGAUUCUUUCAAUUCAAAUGAAGUUUAAACUGAUUUAAAUAGCAAACAUAAUUAAAAAUAAGAAAAUAUUCAGAUAAACAAAACUCCAAAGAUUUAAUAAAUCAAAGAUGUCAAUUCUAUUAAACAGAAAAAUCAAUCUGAAAAUAAUCCUUCAAAUAAUGAUUAAAAAAAAGAAGGAAAAAGUAAAAAGAACAGAAAUAAAGAAUAAACUUCAAAUUAGAAUACUUCGAAGGUUAAAUUAAGCAUUUCCAAUUUAAAAUAAUCUGACAUUGAUAAUCCAAUUGGUGAAGUCAAAAAAAAUUAGAAGAAAACUGAUGCAGAAAAAAAGUUUUCAUUUGUGUUAAAUUAAUACUCAAUAAAGCAGGAAGAUCCCUGUAGAUCAUUUGCUUUUAAUUAUAAUUCUUAAUAUCUAAUUGCAGCUUGUGACAAAACUAUUAAACUUUUUUCAUUCAACAAAGAAAGCCUGACAUUUCUAUAGAAUUUGAAUAAUCAUCCAAGUAUGAUUGUAUGUUGUACAUUCCUCAAAUGUUAGGAUAGAUUUAUAGCUGGAUGCUUAGAUGGAUCCAUGCUAAUUUGGUCAAAUUGGAAAGGAAAGGGAUAAGUAUGGGAAUGCGAUUAAACUUUGAACGGCCAUACUGAUUACCUUGGACAAAUUAUACAUGGUAAAGUUGAGAAUAUGAUCAUAUCAUGCAGCAAUGAUAAAACUAUAAGGUUUUGGAAGAAAUCUUAGAAUUGGGAAUUGCAUUAAAUCUUAGAAGGUCACAAUGAAUAUAUAUGUAGUAUAAGUCUAAAUGAAUCCGAAAACAAGUUGAUAUCCGGAGCUUAUGAUGAUUAAAUAUUAAUAAGCGAACCUUAAGGGUAAGAUAAAAAAUGGACUAUAAUACAAUUAAUAAAAGUAGAAUGGGGAAGAAGAUUAUGCUUUAUAACUGAUAAUUUAUUUACAUUUUAACCUUGUAAAAAAAAAUUCAUGCAUGUUUAUGAGUAAAAGGAUACAAAAAUAGGCUUUUUAAAAACAAAGGAAAUCGAAGUUCAAUCAUUAGGAGACGAAUGUUUUUGGCUAUUCCCCCAACAAUUUAGUAAAAAAUAGGGAUUAUUAGUAAACAAGAAUUGUCAUUUAGUAAACAUUAUUAGAUGGAGGAGGAAAACGAAGUUUUUUACUGAUUAGGUGAUAUUUUUCGGUACAAAGGAAAUUUAUGGAUCAAUAACAGAUGAUGGCUAAUGGCUAGUUACAUGGGAUGACAAAUCCAAGGAAAUCCAAUUAAGACAUUUAUAAUGA